UGUGGAAGACGUGUGGUCUCCUCCCCAGAACUUCCGUCUAGGUUGUGUGUCGCUGUAUGCUUCUUACGUUCACACGGGUUGCAUCCACUAAGAAACAGACCCAAGACACAAUGACGUGGUUAGUGACCACGGUAUUGUUUUUCUCCAUCACUGGCAGACUCACAGAUGCAGAGUGUCACUGUAACACCACUACUGCCUGUGACGUGUUCCCCUCUACUCCCUGUAGUCAGGUCGGUGAUCCAGACAGAUGUCAGGAAGGCUGGUUUGGCUCCUACUGUCAGAAACGAAAUAUUGCCUUAGGAAGAAGUGCCACACAGAGCAGUACUUACAGUGAAAACAAUUACCAGACAGGGAAUACAACACACAGGUUCGAGGCCUGGUACGCCGUGGAUGGCAGAACUACCACCGUCGUCUAUAGUAAACCACUGACAUGUUCGGUCGCAGGAUCUCAAUAUAGCUGGACCGUGUACCUGAACAACUCAAAAACAGACAAGAUACAACACGUCAAACUGUAUCUAGAUCAGCGCUUUUUAGGAAAGGUAUUUACCAAAACAUUGAACAACGGGCUUUCAAACUGGUGUGAUUCUGAGGACAAGUUAUAUGAGGAUGAAGCUGGCUAUAGGAAAGGUCACCGUACCAUGGACAAUAUGUUUGUAUUGCAGUCUCUAGUUACAAAUACAGCGUUGCUAUUGUCUAUGCAUAGAUUUCUCAAAGGCAUUUGAAUAUGUUCAGCAUCACUUGUUGAAACAUGUAUUAUUGCAGACAGGUGUGAAGGGGAAGUUAUUUCAUCUCUGUACAGUCAACUACAGUCUUGUGUGCUUGUAAUGGGUCUUCACUCUCUGAGUACAUUUAGUGUACAUUUGAAACCAGGCAAGGGUGUGUGAUAAGUCCACUAUUGCUCACUUUGUUUUUGAAUGAGUUGCUAGAUAAUCACUAGUCAAGUAAUUGCAAGGUUAUUUUAGUGAAUGAGUAUGUUGAAAAUAUUACCUUGUUAAUGUUUGCAGAUGAUAUUGCUAAUGUUGGAGAUUCUGUGAGAAGAUUACAAUAUCAGGAUUUUGCAGUCAACGUGUAUUACUCUUGAGGCAGGGUCUGCCAGUAUCUUGGUGUGCUUUUCACUCAUAAGCUCUCAUGGAGUUUGGCCAGAAAUACCCUAGCAUUUUACAUUUUAUUUGUUUUUUUUUUCUAAAGAAAAUCUAAGCUCAACAGGUGUAAAUCCAGCUAGAGUCCAUGCAGGUAGCAAAAGUAAUGGAA
This is a messenger RNA of Haliotis rubra (blacklip abalone), 1251 nucleotides long. RefSeq lists its product as uncharacterized. The transcript is spliced from 5 exons. The record is from RefSeq and is a predicted model, not a curated record. The coding region runs from base 57 to 722 and encodes 221 amino acids. Lineage: Eukaryota; Metazoa; Mollusca; Gastropoda; Lepetellida; Haliotidae.